AUGAAGCCUGGAAAAUCGAUUGCUGGUCGUGUCUUUCUGCUAGACUUGAAAAAUGGUUCAGAUAUAGGCUUUGAGGCAGCUUCCAGUGUAUGUGGACAUCACGGUGCUCGGAUGGCAUCAGCAAUGGAGCUUCGUCAUGCUGUUGUUGAGUGUUCAUUCUCUGCCUGUGCACGUGGUUGGCUUUCUGGUCCCAGCAUUGGGACAACAGUGUGCAGGAGUAUCUCUGGAAGCUUACGAGCAGUGGACAUGCAGGUGGAGAAUGUGACUGAGACAUAUGAAAGACUGGCUGUGUUCUGUGUGAAAGACAGUGGGGCUCCCUGCGGAGGUCCACCCUCAUUUCCCAAUACACACCUGCAGGGACAGACAGGCCUGGAGUUGGGUGAUGAGCUUCUGUAUGCCUGCAACCCAGGAUACAUUCUUCCCAAUGGUGAGACAGCAUUCAGCCUGUUGUGUGACAGCUGUGGAGAGUGGUAUGGUUUGGUGCAACUCUGUGUAAAAGAUAAAGCUGAGGUCUUCAUUGACUAUGAAGACAAGCUCUCAGACGGCCAUCAUCUCUAUGAUGAGGUGCAUCGCCUGAGUACGAUGCCUAGACCUACUGAUCAUGGAGAAGAGGAAGAGUCUACACCUGAACCAGACCAUUUAGAACCAGUCUUGCAAGUGAAAGCAAUAGACAAGAUGGAGAAAAACACUGCAGUGUCUGUAACAGAGCCUCCAGUAUCUCAGCUAAGCCAAAAACACAUGUUCUGGUUCCCCUCAGAGGCUUUCCAGGAAGAGGAGCAUCCUCUUAUCACCACAGGCACACCUAUUAAAGACUCCACCACAGAUGAGAAUUACAUCUUAGUUAAGCCUGGUGAAGACCAGUCAGAGCCUGAGACAGAGGAUCAUGAGGGUGGGUUUAUCAGCCAGCCUCCAACAGACAAACCUGCCAGUCACAGUGUAGGGGGUACUGUGGAGUCAUGGCUUGAUGGAUAUCCUGUUCACCAGGAGGAGGAGCGAGCAGGUGGAGAAUCUACAGGGGAGACAGUACCAGGGCAGGGUGUGGACAUAGAGAAUGUGACAGACAGUUUAAAGGUGGAUGAUUUUAAAAGUGUGACCAACAUCCCAAAAGAGACAAAUCUUGGAGGGGUUGAGCACAGACACAAAGAGGAACCAACUGAAGGUGUGUUUGAAAUGCCUGAAGAGCAAGAGUUUAGUAAAGUGACUGAUCAUCAAGAUGUGGGGGUUAAGAAUGUAACUGGAAGCCUUGGAGAAAAGAGUUUUAGGGAAGUAUUUUACAACCAAGAGGAAGAGUUUCACAGUGUGACUGACAUGCCUCAAACAGAUGUUUCUGAUGUAGUGCCUGUUCUUUCUGAAGAAACAUAUGCUGUUACAGAGACACCAGCAGUGGAGGAGGUGGAAAGAGAAGCCAAGAGUCCAGUGGAGAUAGAACAUGAGAAAGUAGAUGAUAUAUCUAAAGAUGAAUUCCAUGAUAUAUUUGAGAGAGAAAAUGAUGUUGAAUUGAGCCCCACUCCUUUAAUCAGCCACACUCAGAUCUCAGGUGGCCUAGAUGAGACAACUCUGAAAAACACACCCAGCACUGCUCCUGAGAAUGUCAGCACCAGUCAACAGGGGCUGGGUUUUGAACGCACUGCCACACCUUCAGGCAUGGCACCAGUAGAAACCACGCCUGCUUCACCAGUCCAUGUUAUUAGCAAUGUGGUCACACCCACAGUGAACGUCUAUUGGAAAACCAAAGACAUUGGCCAUUUUGAUGAUCAGACUCCUACUGUUGAUGAUGCUGUAGUUGUAGAAACCCAUGAGAAUCAGAGUGUGAUGGAAGGUGAUGUGGAUCGUAGCCUGGAUCAGCCAGAAGACGAUGGAUCUUGCACUGUGCACCCUUGCCACUUAGCUGGUCAUGGGCCAACUAUUGCUGCUAUCAUUGUUGGCAUUGUAGCAGCAAUUGUGGGUGUGGCCUUAGGUGUAUGGUGUUACAAAAGAAGGCAACAGAAGACCUCUCAUUAUCAGCUGAAUGGAACUAACAGACAAACACAAUGCAUCGAACUCCAGCAGACUGUGUAACCUGACACAAAUGGCUUACACAAACGGCACGUAUGUUUGAACAUUAUAAAGUACAUGCACCUAUAUACAUACUAAUA
This is a messenger RNA of Tachysurus vachellii, 2135 nucleotides long. RefSeq names its product sushi domain containing 5 (gene susd5). Gene Ontology annotation, molecular function: hyaluronic acid binding. The record is from RefSeq and is a predicted model, not a curated record. Lineage: Eukaryota; Metazoa; Chordata; Actinopteri; Siluriformes; Bagridae. Bases 1 to 2058 code for a protein of 685 amino acids. Gene Ontology annotation, biological process: Notch signaling pathway; cell adhesion. The transcript is spliced from 5 exons.